Messenger RNA from Daphnia magna, 1399 nucleotides. Its product is annotated as extensin-2. Bases 157 to 1308 code for a protein of 383 amino acids. The record is from RefSeq and is a predicted model, not a curated record. The transcript is spliced from 3 exons. Lineage: Eukaryota; Metazoa; Arthropoda; Branchiopoda; Diplostraca; Daphniidae.
CAGGCUAAUGAAUCGAAACAGGGUGACUGUACAACCAUAUAAAAAGAGAAGACAACGGUGCAGUAAGUCAGUGUAGUAAGGCACUUGGACACUCCAGCAACAACAUUAAAUUUUCUGUCGGUUGUGUUUCACAUUGCGUUCUUCAACUUAGCAACUAUGGCCAACUGCGCCACAAUGAUCUUGCUGGCAGUUGUUUCCUUGAUUGCUGGAAAAGCCAUGGGUGGACCGAUGGGCUCAUCUUCCGGGUACUACACGAGUCAAGCGCCAUACUACACCACGACGUAUGCAGCCCCCAGCUACUACACCACCAAGGCUCCGGAGUAUUACACGACAACAUAUGCUGCCCCCAGCUACUACACCGAGGCGCCCAAGUACUAUACGACCAAGGCACCCGAAUACUACACCACAACGUAUGCUGCUCCGUCAUACUACACUGAACCCCCGAAGUAUUACUCGGCUUCAAGUUACUACGCAGAGGCACCAGUUUAUUCCACCACAACAUACGCUCCUCCAAGUUACUACACGGAGGCACCCAAAUACUUCACAACAAAGGCACCGGAGUACUACAGAUCAACAUACUCUACGCCAAGCUACUACACUGAAUAUCCGAAGUACUAUGCAGAGCCCAGCUACACCACCACCACUGUUGCAUACUACACCACAACGGAAGCAGCUAAGUACUACGUAGCUCCGACUUACUACGCUGGAGCUUCCCAAUCUUACUACAGUGAUUCCACAUACUACACCGAGGUUCCACAGUACUACUCUGCUCCGUCUUACUACACCACGGUUGCGCCAUCUUACUACACCGAACCCAGCUAUUACACAACCUAUGCUGCUCCGGCAUCCUACCCCGAGGCUCCAAAAUAUUCGGCUCCUAGUUAUUACACCGAAGCACCGGUUUACUACACCACAUAUUCCAAACAAAGCUACUACACCGAGGUUCCACAGUACUACACUGCCACUUCUUAUUAUACCACUAAGGCCCCGGAGUACUACGCAAAGGAGAAGGCCGAAUACUACCCUACUACUUAUGCUGCUCCAGCUUACUACACUGAAGCUCCAAAGUUCUAUCCGGCCCCAAGUUACUACACCACCAAGGCUCCCGAGUACUACACCACCAAGGCUCCCGAGUACUACACCACCAAGGCUCCCGAGUACUACACCACCAAGGCUCCCGAGUACUACACCACCAAGGCUCCCGAGUACUACACCACCCCAUACGUCGCCCCCAGCUACUACAGCGAAGCUCCGAAAUAUUAUUCAGGUCCCAGCUACAGAACUGAAACACCAAAGUAUUACAAAUAGCUCCGAAGAUUUUAAUCAGAUGGUUCGAAAAUCAAUGUUUGUUUUAUUUUUGUUACACGGUAGACGUUACACAAUAUAAUGGUAUCCGCUA